AUGCCCUACCCAUACCGAGCAAUCAUAGGAAGGGGGACAAUCAACAAGUUCGAAGCUAUCGUUCAUCAGCUGUACUUGUGCAUGAAGAUUCCAGCUCCCGUGGGGGUCAUCACCAUCCGCGGAGACCAGCAGCUUGCACGGGACAUAGAGCGGGGAUACACCUCAGGCCAGAAAAAUGUCCACAACCUUCGGACUGAAUCUAAGCCUGAUACCUUCAAAGAGCAGCAAAGAGACAGCGAGAAAGCAACCUUCGAGGAAGACUGCGAAGUAAAGAAGGUCCCCCUUGACGUACACCUACCCAACAAGAUGGUAACCAUCAAUGCAACCCUUGAGUCCGAGGAGGAAAAAGAGCUUCUUGAGUUCUUCCGCAAGAACCAAGAUGUCUUUGCAUGGUCCGCUAGUGACCUACGGGGCGUCAGCAGAGAUAUCAUUGAGCACCGCUUGGAUAUCAACCCAAACAUCAAGCCAAAGAAGCAAAAGCUUCGCAAAAUGGCAGACGAAAAAGUCGCAGCGGUCAAGGCCGAAGUCCAAAGACUGCUAGAUGCAAAUGUUAUUCGAGAAGUCAAAUACCCAACAUGGCUGGCAAACACUGUGCCGAUCAAAAAGAAGAAUGGCAAAUGGCGCAUGUGCAUCGAUUUCACUGACCUCAAUAAAGCCUGCCCGAAGGAUGAUUUCCCACUGCCAAGAAUCGACAGAGUCGUCGAUGAUGCUGCAAAUAGUCAGCUAAUGUCUCUGCUGGAUUGUUUCUCCGGAUACCAUCAAAUUUGGAUGAGGAAAGAGGACGAAGAAAAAACAAGCUUCAUAACUCCCUUCGGCACCUACUGCUUCGUGAUGAUGCCCGAAGGAUUAAAGAAUGCAGGACAAUCCUUUUCUAGAAUGUCUUCUGUGGUCUUAGAGCAGCAACUUAGAAGGAAUGUCCUGGCUUAUGUUGAUGACAUUGUUGUAACCAGUUCAAUAAGAAGCAACCAUAUGGCAGACCUGGCCGAAACCUUCGCAAGCUUAAGAAAAGCAGGACUGUCCUUGAACCCCAAUAAAUGCAUCUUCGGAAUUCACAAAGGAAAGGUGUUAGGAUGCCUAGUGUCCACCAAAGGCAUCGAAGCAAACCCCGACAAAGUAAAAUCUCUUUGGAACAUGGAGGAUCCAAAGUCCAUCAGGGACGUACAGAAACUCACAGGGCGGAUAGCAGCCCUAAACAGAUUCAUCCCCCGCUCUGCAGACCGAAGCUUACCAUUCUUCAAGGUCCUUCGCAACGCAAACAAAUUUGAGUGGGGCCACGAACAAAGCAAAGCCCUUCAGGAACUCAAAAAGCAUCUCCAGAACAUGGUCAAAAUGACCCCACCUGACCCGAAGAACGUGUUGCUCCUGUACAUCGCAGCAUCUUACUCUGCUGUCAGUGCAGCGCUCAUCCUCGAGAGAGAAGUUGGAGGAAAGAAGCAGCAGCUACCUGUCUACUUUGUAUCCAAAGCUCUUGCAGGCUCGAAGCUCCUAUACUCAGAGCUAGAGAAAAUUGCAUACACAGUAGUCAUGUCUGUUCGGAAGCUACAACACUAUUUCGAAGCUCACAAGAUAAUCGUGGUCACAGAUCAACCUUUGCAUGACUUGUUCAGCAACAGGGAGGCCUCAGUCAGAAUUGCCAAAUGGGCUUUGGAACUCUCGGAGUUCUACAUUGACUUCGAAAGAAGAACAGCCAUCAAAUCACAAGUACUGGCAGAUUUCAUUGCCGAUUGGACAUCCCCAACCUUCAAGGAGGAACCUUCGACUGAAACCUGGAUCGUGCACUGCGAUGGGGCCUGGUGCAACGACGGAGCGGUCAGAAUAGAUUCGAAGGUUGUCAGAGACCACAUAAAAAAGGACUCGGAGGCCAGAAAACCAGAGCUCAUCGAGUACCUCGAUGCCGUCAGAUCCAUGGAAAAGUACUUCAAGGGCUUCGACAUCGUUCACAUCCCGAGGCACAUGAAUGACGAAGCCGACAAGCUGGCAAAGGCAGCAUCAAGAAAAGAGCAGUUACCUUCGGAUGUAUUUUUCGAAAAAAUCACAGAACCCUCAGUCAAGCAGAAAAAAGAAAAACAAGUUUCAAACAUCUCAGCCGAAGAUUGGAGAGCACCUAUAAUGGAGUACAUUCGGGGAAACAUCGAGCUGCCAAAUGAGAAAGAGAAGAAAAUGUUCCAGAGAGCGAGAGGCUAUGUUAUCUCCGAGGGAGAGCUGUUCAAGUCGGGCGUAACCAGCCCAUGGUUAAAGCGCAUCUCCACAACCGAAGGAAUCGAACUCCUCAAGGAAAUUCACUCCGGGUUCUGCGGAUCCCACAUCGGCUUCAGACAACUUGUCUCCAAAGCCUUCAGGCAAGGAUUCUUCUGGCCAACGGCACUGAAGGAUGCUCAGCACAUAGUGAAAACAUGCCAAGCAAGUCAAAUGAUGGGUCCGAAGUCCUCAAAACCUUCGGAGCCAACUCAGCUGAUACCUCUGUCCUGGCCUCUUCAAAGAUGGGGAAUUGACCUAGUGGGACCUCUACCAACAGCUCAGGGCAACUACAAGUACGCAACAGUUGCCGUCGAGUACUUCACAAAGUGGAUCGAAGCCAAGCCACUAAUAAACAUCACUUCAGAAACAAUCAAAAAAUUCUUUAGGCAGAACAUCAUCUGCAGGUUCGGGGUCCCAAGGGAGAUCACUGUAGAUAACGGCAAACAGUUUGAUUCACAGCUUUUCAGGGAAUUCUGUUACAGUGUGGGCACGAAGGUAAUCUUUGCCUCAGUGUACCACCCGCAAUCCAACAGGGCCGUCGAAAGAGCCAAUGGCAUCAUCUUCGGCAGCAUCAAAAAGUUCCUAUUUGAUCAGAAAAAGGGCAAAUGGGCCGAUGAACUCCCGAAGGUCAGCUGGUCCCACAACACAUCAGAAUCAAGAACCACAAAGUUCACCCCAUUUAGGCUACUCUACGGUGCCGAAGCAAUGACAACCGAGGAGCUAAAAAACCGAAGCCUAAGGGUAACCCACCAAGUUGAGGCCAUCCCCUCGGAUGACAAAGACCUCAUGGAGCUAGACAUCCUACAAGCCUCGGAAAACAUAGAAAAGUAUCAGCAAGAAAUAACGAAGUGGAGGGACAAGAAGGUCGUAAAAAAGAGCAUCACAGUCGGAGACUGGGUCCUAAAAAGAAAGCCAAACGCAGAAAACUCCGGCAAACUUGAAUCCAAGUGGGAAGGGCCAUUCCUAGUAAUCAAGUGCAACAGGCCAGGGUCAUAUCACCUGUCUGACGCCGAAGGCAAUGAGCUGCAGCAUACUUGGAAUGCGGACAGCCUUAAAAAGUACUACAUUUAA
Panicum virgatum (switchgrass) is the source of this 3309-nucleotide messenger RNA. RefSeq lists its product as uncharacterized. Gene Ontology annotation, biological process: DNA integration. The record is from RefSeq and is a predicted model, not a curated record. Gene Ontology annotation, molecular function: RNA-DNA hybrid ribonuclease activity; nucleic acid binding. NCBI's taxonomy places the organism in Eukaryota, Viridiplantae, Streptophyta, Magnoliopsida, Poales, Poaceae. Bases 1 to 3309 code for a protein of 1102 amino acids. The transcript has 2 exons.